Sorex fumeus (smoky shrew) is the source of this 1842-nucleotide messenger RNA. RefSeq names its product acid sensing ion channel subunit family member 4 (gene ASIC4). NCBI's taxonomy places the organism in Eukaryota, Metazoa, Chordata, Mammalia, Eulipotyphla, Soricidae. The transcript is spliced from 10 exons. Gene Ontology annotation, molecular function: ligand-gated sodium channel activity. Gene Ontology annotation, biological process: sodium ion transmembrane transport. The coding region runs from base 105 to 1724 and encodes 539 amino acids. Gene Ontology annotation, cellular component: membrane. The record is from RefSeq and is a predicted model, not a curated record.
UCCGGAGGGCACCGGCGUGGUGGGGUGGGGGGGCGGGGGCCGCUGGCCAGGGAGGGGACAGGGCAAGGGAGGCUCCGGCCGGUCCCAGCAUCUUUCAGGGACAGAUGCCGAUCGAGAUUGUGUGCAAAAUCAAAUUUGCAGAGGAGGAUGCGAAACCCAAGGAGAAGGAGGCAGGGGAUGAGCAGAGCCUCCUGGGGGCAGCGCCGGGGGCAGCAGCCCCCCGGGACCUGGCCACCUUCGCCAACAGCAGUACCCUGCAUGGGCUGGCCCGGGCCUGUGGCCCAGGACCCCGCGGACUGCGCCGGACCCUGUGGGCGCUCGCCCUCCUCACCUCGCUGGCUGCUUUUCUGUACCAGGCGGCCGGCCUGGCCCGGGGCUACCUGACCCGGCCUCACCUGGUCUCCGUGGACCCCGCCGUCCCAGCCCCCACGGCCGGCUUCCCGGCGGUCACCCUCUGCAACAUCAACCGCUUCCGCCACUCCGCGCUCAGCGACGCUGACAUCUUCCACCUGGCCAAUCUCACUGGGCUGCCCCCCAAGGACCGGGACGGGCACCGGGCUGCCGGCCUGCGCUACCCGGAGCCCGACAUGGUGGACAUCCUCAACCGCACCGGCCACCAGCUCGCUGACAUGCUCAAGAGCUGCAACUUCAGUGGCCACCGCUGCUCCGCCAGCAACUUCUCCGUGGUCUACACUCGCUACGGGAAGUGCUACACCUUCAAUGCGGACCCGCAGAGCUCGCUGCCCAGCCGUGCGGGGGGCAUGGGUAGUGGCCUGGAGAUCAUGCUGGACAUCCAGCAGGAGGAGUACCUGCCCAUCUGGAGAGAGACAAAUGAGACGUCGUUUGAGGCCGGCAUCCGGGUGCAGAUCCACAGUCAGGAGGAGCCCCCCUACAUCCACCAGCUGGGCUUCGGCGUGUCCCCAGGCUUCCAGACCUUCGUGUCCUGCCAGGAGCAGCGGCUGACCUACCUGCCCCAGCCCUGGGGCAACUGCCGGGCAGAGAACGGGCAACGGGAGCCCGAGCUUCAGGGCUACUCGGCCUACAGCGUGUCUGCCUGCCGGCUGCGCUGUGAGAAGGAGGCCGUGCUGCAGCGUUGCCACUGCCGGAUGGUGCACAUGCCAGGCAACGAGACCAUCUGCCCGCCCAACAUCUACAUUGAGUGUGCGGACCACGCACUGGACUCCUUGGGCGGAGGCUCUGGGGGGCCAUGUUUCUGCCCCACCCCUUGUAACCUGACCCGCUAUGGGAAAGAAAUCUCCAUGGUCAAGAUCCCUAACAGGGGCUCUGCACGCUACCUGGCAAGGAAGUACAACCGCAAUGAGACCUACAUAAGGGAGAACUUCCUGGUCCUGGACAUCUUUUUUGAAGCUCUGACUUCAGAGGCCCUGGAGCAGCGGGCAGCCUAUGGCCUCUCGGCCCUGCUGGGAGACCUCGGUGGGCAGAUGGGCCUGUUCAUCGGGGCCAGCUUCCUCACCCUGCUGGAGAUCCUGGACUAUAUCUAUGAGGUGUCCUGGGAUCGACUCAAGCGGGCCUGGCGGCGCCCCAAGACCCCCCUGCGGACGUCCACUGGGGGCAUCUCCACUCUGGGGCUUCAGGAGCUAAAGGAUCAGAGUCCCUGUCCCAGCCGGGGCCGAGCGGAAGGAGGGGGCGCCAGCGGCCUGCUCCCCAACCACCACCACCCGCACGGGCCCCCGGGGGGCCUCUUUGAGGACUUCGCCUGCUAGGACGGUGCUACAUCCGAGAGGCCCUCCCUGGACCCCCCAAGUCUCCCCCUACUCCAGCUCUCAGGAUCCCCUGCACGGGGAGCCCCUUCUCACAUUCUUGCACCCAAGCUGGAGUCUG